AUGGUGACUGGUAGUGGUGGUGAGGAUAAGUAUAAAAGUGCCAAAAAUGCCAAGGAACUUUUGGAUAUGAUUGGGAAAGACGUGCACGAAAUAGUGGAAAAGGAUGAGGCUAAAAAAUAUAUUGAUGAAUUGAAAGGAAAUUUGCAGAAAGCAAAAGGUAUUGGGGAAUUAGCUGCCUUCCCAGAUACAUGCAAACGUGUAGAGCAAUAUCGUAGUAAGGCUAAUGGUGAUGGUAAAAGGUAUCCGUGUACAGAGUUAAGUGAAAAAUAUGUAGAACGUUUUUCCAAUACACUUGGUGGCCAAUGCACUGAUAGUAAGAUGCGUAGGGAUGGUAUAGGAGCAUGUGCACCAUACCGACGUCUACAUUUAUGUCAUCAUAAUUUGGAAAAUAUCAAGGAUGUUAAUAAUAUUGAUAAUGAUACGUUGUUGGCAGAAGUGUGUAUGGCAGCAUACUAUGAAGGAGAAUCUUUAACACGUUAUAAUCCAAUAUAUCAAACAAAAUAUAAGGAUUCUGGUUCUACAAUGUGUACUGAGUUGGCACGCAGUUUUGCAGAUAUAGGAGAUAUUGUGAGAGGAAGAGAUCUAUUUCGUGGUAAUGAUGAAGAAAAAAAAAAAAGAGAUGAAUUAGAAAAGAAUUUGAAAACAAUUUUCGGGAAAAUACAUAGUCGAUUGACGAAAGACGCACAAAAUUACUACGAAGAUAAUGAUACUGACAAAAACUAUUAUCAAUUAAGAGAAGAUUGGUGGAAGGUCAACAGAGAUCAAGUAUGGGAAGCCAUAACAUGUGAAGCAAAAAGCGAUGAUAAAUAUAAUGUAAUAGGUCCAGAUGGCAAAAUAACAGAAUCUAAUAAGGGACAAUGUAGAUGCUUUAGUGGAGAUCCUCCUACUAAUAUGGACUAUGUGCCACAGUUUCUUCGCUGGUUCGAGGAAUGGGCAGAAGACUUUUGUAGAUUAAGGAAACAUAAAUUAAAAGAUGCUAUAGACAAAUGUCGUACACCAAAGGGUAAAGAAAAAUAUUGCGAUCUUAAUAGGUAUGAUUGCGAGCAAACCAUUAGAGGAGAUCAUGAUUUUGUUGAAGAUGAUGUUUGUAAAGGUUGUCAGUAUUCGUGCUCUCAUUUUGUGAACUGGAUAGAUAACCAAAAACUAGAAUUUGACAAACAAAAAAGAAAAUACAAAAGCGAAAUAAAAAAAUACAAAAGCGAAAUAACAGGUGGUGCUGGUGGUAAGGGUAAAACGAGGAAAAGACGAAGUGCAUCUAAUGAAAAUUAUGAAGGGUAUGAAAAAAAAUUUUAUGACAAAUUUAAAAGUAGAUAUAAGGAGGUUGGUGAAUUUUUGGGAUUAUUAAAUAAUGAAACAACAUGCACAAAAAAAUUGAAUGAUCAGGGUGAAGAAGAAGGAACAAUUAAUUUUAAAAACGUUCAUAGUGGUAAACAUAGUAGUGGUGGUGAUGGUAAUAAAACAUUUUAUCGUACAAAAUAUUGCGAAGCAUGUCCGUGGUGCGGGGCGCAAAAAGUAGAAGGUGGAUGGAAAGAUAAAAAUAAAGACUGUGCAAAGAAAAAAGAAAGAAUAUUCGAUGAACACAAUACUACCACUAUAGAAAUACUUACCGCUGAUAAGAAACAGUUAGAUAUACUAAAAAAAUAUAGUAAGUUUUGUGAUAGUGUAAAUGGUACGGCAAAUGUUGAAAAAGAUAAAAAACGUGUUUCUAAUGGUGCAACUGGUAAAAAGGGUAAUCAAAUAGUAACAUGGCAAUGUUAUUUUGAUAAAGAAAAGCCUAGUAAAAAAAAUAAUAAUUGUGUAGAAGGAGAAUGGAAAGAUUUUGAAGAGGGUAAAAGCGUUAAGUCCUAUAAUGGUUUUUUUUGGAAGUGGGUUCAUGAUAUGUUAAUCGACUCUAUGCAAUGGAGAGACGAACAUGGUAAUUGUAUAAAUAAAGAUAAUGACAACACAUGUAGAAACAAUAAGAAAUGUAAUAAAGAAUGUGGUUGUUUUCAAAAAUGGGUUGAACAAAAAAAAAAAGAAUGGCAAAAUAUAAAAAAACAUUUUGACAAACAAACAGAUAUUGUCAUAGAAGGAGGACCUCUUGGCGAACUUAGUCACUGUGGAGUUCUUGAAUGGAAUUUGAAAGAAGAAUUUUUGAAAGACGAAUCCACAGAAGAUAAGGAAAAUAAGGUGAGUGCAGAGGAGGCAAAGGAAAUAAAACACCUUAAGAAAAUGUUGCAACAAGCAGGCGUUGAUGUUGGUGAUCUUGCUGCUUUUGUUGGUCCGUGUACUAAAGGUCCUGUCGCUGGACAGAACACUACAAUUGAUAAAUUGCUCAAUCAGGAAGAUAAAGAUGCCAAAGAUUGCCAAUCAAAACACAACGACUGUCCCCAACCACCCGCCGAAGAAGUUGGUGUCGCUCGUGCCGACACUCCCACACAAGCAACUGGCGGACCACGACCUGCCACCACUAAGAACACUGAGGAUGACGACGCCGAAGAAGACGAAGAAGACGAAGAAGAAGAAGAAGAGGAGGAGGAAAAGGAAAACGCCGACGCAGGCGGCGAAGAUGGCAAGGAGGAGAAGUCGGAGGAAAAGGAGGAGGAUCCGCCGGCGGCGGUGGAGGACACCGCGGUGAAGAGACCACAACAAGAGACACAACCGGAAGAGGCACCAACGGCAACAGAUCCGUCACUGAACGUUUGCACCACAGUAGACAAAGCACUUACCGACCAGACUAAUCUCACAAAGGCGUGCCAACAAAAGUAUGAAAAGGGCCGCGAAAAAUUCCCCAAUUGGAAGUGCAUACCAAGUGGUGACAACAGUACCACACGUGAGGGUAGUGAGAGUGGUCUACGUCGUAGCAGACGUGACGCCGAUAGUCAAACACCUGGUGAGAAAACCACCCCACCUAGUGGUACUAACCAGGGUGCCAUAUGUGUGCCACCCAGGAGACGAAAACUAUACAUACAGAAACUACCAGACGUCGAAUUUGACGACAAGUCAUUACGUAAGUGGUUUAUAGAGACGGCAGCUAUAGAGACUUUUUUCUUAUGGGAUAGAUAUAAAAAAAUAAAAGCAAAAGAGAAAAAAGAAAAAGAGGAUGCAAAAGGACAAAUAUAUGAAUCAGCCGGUGAAGACGACGAAGACAAAGACCCCCAAGAGGAAUUACAACGUGGAGAUAUACCUGAUGGUUUCUUGCGGCAGAUGUUUUAUACAUUAGGAGAUUAUAGAGAUAUAUUAGAAGGGAAAAACGAUAUCCUAAUUGGAAAAACAGGUACUGGUAGUGCAAAAGAUGAAAUGGCUGAUAAAGAAAAUAAAAUAAAAGAAGCUAUAAAAAAGUUUUUUCAAAAUGGUGAUUCCCAACUUCCUAGUGGAAAACCUGGUGAUGAACGCAAAAAAUUUUGGGAAGCAAAUGAAAAACAUAUAUGGAAUGCUAUGGUAUGUGCUCUAACCUAUGAAGAGAAGACAAGUAGUGCUAGUGGUGGAGAAAAAAACACAACUAUUACACAGGACGAUGGUUUGAAAGGUGCACUUAUCAAAGAUGGCAAUCCCAAAAACCCCCAAUACCAUUACGAAAAAGUGACACUCGAAAAUAGUGGUCCCAGCCCCAAACUCCAAACCGGCUCCCCCGGCACUAGUGGUGAUAACACCCCCCUCACCCAAUUUGUGAAAAUACCUACAUUUUUUCGUUGGUUACAUGAGUGGGGAAGCGACUUUUGUGGUACGCGGAAGAGGAUGUUGGAUAAAAUAAUAUUUGAAUGUCGUGGUAAUGGAAAGGUUUGUAGUGGAGAUGGGGAGGACUGUAAAGAUCAGCUUAAACACAAUCCUAGUACUGUUCGGGAUUUUUUGUGUCCGACGUGUGGCAGACAUUGUAGUUUUUAUAAAAAAUGGAUAGACAUAAAAAAAAAGGAAUUUGAGGAACAAUCAAAUGCAUAUACUGGACAAAAAGACAAAUGCAAAAAGGAUAGUAAUAAUGGAUUUUAUAGAAAACUACAAACAUAUAAUGAAGCUAAAGACUUCUUACAAACGUUAAGACCAUGUAAAACUAAUAAUGAGAAUAAUAAUGGAGAUGAUAAAUUAGAUUUUACAAAUCCAAAGGAAACAUUUAGACCUGCGAAAAAUUGUAAACCAUGUUCUGAAUUUAAAGUUAAAUGUGAUUAUGAUAAUUGUACUGGUGCUAAUGCAAAUACGUGCACUACACGAAAGAUUUCUCCAAAAGAUAUUGACGAAAAGACAGAUCCUAAUGGAAACAUAGAAAUGCUUGUGAGUGAUGACAGUGCAACGGGAUUUGCAGGUGAUUUAAACGAUGAUUGUAAAAAUGCACAUAUUUUUAAAGCUUUUAGAGAAGAUGUAUGGACAUGUGGUAAGGUAUGUGGUUAUAAUGUAUGUAAACCGGUAAAAGUUAAUGGGGAAACAUUCGAUGCAAAAAAAAAAGGCGAAAACCAAAUUAUAAUUAUUAGGGCAUUGUUUAAAAUAUGGUUAGAAUAUUUUUUAGAAGAUUAUAAUAAAAUUAAAAAAAAAUUAAAUCCAUGUAGGAAUAAUGGUGAGGUAUCCAAAUGUAUAAAUGAUUAUGACGAAAAACAUAAAUGUGUAGAACAAUGGAUAGAGAAGAAAAGAGCAGAAUGGGAAAAAAUAAAAAAACAUUACAAAAGACAAAAUGAAAAGGGUGACACAGAAAUGAUAUCUUUGGUUAGAAAUUUUUUGGGUGACGUGCAACCCCAAACUGAAGUUCACAAAGCUAUACAACCUUGUAAAGAUUUAGAUAAGUUUCAAGAUUCAAGUUAUUGUACUGUCAAUGGGAGCUCAGCAAAAGGUAAAGACGGUACACAAAAAGAUAUCGUAGAAUGUUUGUUUCAAAAGCUUGAAGAAAAAGCAAAAACGUGUUCCACCUCAACUAGUGAAGAAACCCAAAACACAGCACAGUGUCAAGAUACCCACCCUGAUGAUGACUUAUCCCUUGAAGAAACAGAGGAGGUGAAGGCGCCAAACAUUUGUCCAAAAGACCCUGAAUCAAAAAAAGAUGAACCAGAUGACUGUUGUGAACAAGCAAAGGCACUACCAAAAGAAACAGCGGAUGUAGUAGCAGAUAAUGGUAGUGGAAACGAUGAAGUACAAGAGGAAGAAGAAUCCGAAGAAAAAAAUAAAGGAGAUGCUGCCCCAUUACCGGAAAAACCAUCAGGUGAUUCCACCUCUACCGACCAAACCGAACCCCCAGCACCAGCACCACAACCACUCCCAAGUGAUAAUACCAGCGAUAUAUUAAAAACUACUAUCCCGUUUGGUAUUGCUUUGGCCUUGACUUCUAUUGCUUUUUUAUUUUUGAAGAAAAAAACACAUGCUCCUCUCGACCUUUUCAGUGUUAUUGAUAUACCCAAAAGUGAUUAUGAUAUACCGACAAAACUUUCACCCAAUAGAUAUAUACCUUAUACUAGUGGUAAAUACAGAGGCAAACGGUACAUUUACCUUGAAGGAGAUAGUGGAACAGAUAGUGGUUACACCGAUCAUUAUAGUGAUAUUACUUCAUCUUCCGAAAGUGAGUAUGAAGAAUUGGAUAUUAAUGAUAUAUAUGCACCACGUGCUCCUAAAUAUAAAACAUUGAUAGAAGUGGUACUAGAACCUAGUGGUAAGAACACAACAGCUAGUGGUAACAACACAACAGCUAGUGGUAACAACACAACAGCUAGUGGUAACAACACAACAGCUAGUGGUAAAAACACAACAGCUAGUGAUACACAAAAUGAUAUACAAAAUGAUGGUAUACCUAGUAGUAAAAUUACAGAUAAUGAGUGGAAUACAUUGAAAGAUGAAUUUAUAUCACAAUAUCUACAAAGUGAACAACCAAAUGAUGUACCAAAUGAUUAUAAAAGUGGAAAUAGUUCAACAAAUACCAAUAUUACUACCAUGUCACGUCAUAAUGUGGACCAAAAACCUUUUAUUACUUCUAUUCAUGAUAGAAAUUUAUAUACUGGAGAAGAAUAUAAUUAUAAUGUUAAUAUGGUUAAUAGUAUGGAUGAUCCAAAAUAUGUAUCAAAUAAUGUAUAUUCUGGUAUCGAUUUAAUUAAUGACACAUUAAGUGGUAAUCAACAUAUUGAUAUAUAUGAUGAAUUAUUGAAAAGAAAAGAAAAUGAAUCAUUUGGGACAAAUCAUGUGAAACAAACAAGUAUACAUAGUGUUGCCAAACCUAUAAGUGACGACCCCCUACACAACCAACUGGAACUAUUCCAUAAAUGGUUAGAUAGACAUAGAGACAUGUGCGAGAAGUGGAAUAAUAAAGAGGAACUAUUAGAUAAAUUAAAAGAAGAGUGGGAAAAUGAGACACAUAGUGGUAACAUUCACACUAGUGAUAGUAACAAAACGUUAAAUACUGACGUUUCUAUACAAAUACAUAUGGAUAAUCCUAAACCUAUAAAUGAAUUUACUAAUAUGGAUACUAUCUUGGAUGAUUUGAAAACAUAUAAUGAACCUUAUUAUGAUGUGCAAGAUGAUAUUUAUUAUGAUGUAAAUGAUCAAGAUGUAUCAACUGUGGAUAGUAAUGCUAUGGAUGUACCUAGUAAAGUACAAAUUGAAAUGGAUGUAAAUACCAAAUUGGUGAAAGAGAAAUAUCCUAUAGGAGAUGUGUGGGAUAUAUAA
Messenger RNA from Plasmodium falciparum 3D7, 6612 nucleotides. RefSeq names its product erythrocyte membrane protein 1, PfEMP1. Gene Ontology annotation, molecular function: host cell surface receptor binding. NCBI's taxonomy places the organism in Eukaryota, Apicomplexa, Aconoidasida, Haemosporida, Plasmodiidae. Bases 1 to 6612 code for a protein of 2203 amino acids. The record is from RefSeq and is a predicted model, not a curated record. The transcript has 2 exons. Gene Ontology annotation, cellular component: membrane.